Messenger RNA from Botrytis porri, 1023 nucleotides. RefSeq lists its product as uncharacterized. NCBI's taxonomy places the organism in Eukaryota, Fungi, Ascomycota, Leotiomycetes, Helotiales, Sclerotiniaceae. Bases 1 to 1023 code for a protein of 340 amino acids. The transcript has 3 exons. The record is from RefSeq and is a predicted model, not a curated record. Gene Ontology annotation, molecular function: RNA binding.
AUGUCUGCCAACACAGUACACGUCAAGAACAUCUCCUCGCAGACCAGCGAGAAAGAAGUUAAAGACUUCUUCAGCUUCUGUGGAAAGAUUACCAGCCUUGAGGUCGGAUCCGUUGGAGAGACACAAAACGCCACCGUUCAAUUUGAGAAGGAAACCGCAGCUAAGACUGCCUUGUUACUCGACAACACUCAACUUGGAUCUACUCAAGUUAAGGUUACAAGUGCAUCUGGAUCCAACGAGGAUGAUGGAAGCCAUUAUACUUCCAAUGAACAACGUGACAGCGACGAUAUUACCCAGGAGGAGAAGCCAAGAAGCCGUAUCAUCGCAGAAUAUCUUGCCCAUGGAUACGCCAUUGGAGACACUGCUGCUCAACGUGCGAUCGAUCUGGACCAAAAGCAUGGAGUAUCUAACCGCUUCCUCGCCACCUUGAACAGUCUCGACAGCAAGUACCAUGCCACUGAGAAAGCUAAGGGCGUCGACCAAUCUUAUGGUGUUACCCAGAAGGCCAGCUCUCUCCUUUCUGGAUUGACCUCUUAUUACGAGAAGGCCGCUGGAACUCCAACUGGUCAAAAGCUUGUCAACUUUUACACACAAACCUCUCGCCAAGUCCAGGAUAUCCAUGCCGAGGCUCGCCGUUUGGCAGAUAUCAAGAAGCAAGAAGGCCCACAAAAGGUUCCUGGUACCGAGAAGACAACUUGUAAGUGUGGUUCAGUUUCUGGAGAAUGUCCCUGUGCCCCUGGGUCCUGCGCAUGCAGCGACUGUGGCAAGUCCGAUGUCAAGAAGGUUCCAGGUUCUGAUAAAACAACCUGUGGUUGCGGCGGUAACACCUCGAAAUGUGGCUGUGCUCCUGGUCAGUGCAGCUGCAACUCCUGUCCCAAGGCCGAAACAGAGAAGGUUGCUGGUAGCGACAAGACUACAUGCAAGUGUGGUGGAGACAGCAAAGACUCUGAUUCAGCAGCUAUUGUGGACUCAACCAAGGUUGCACCUCUCGAUCCUCAAUCUGAGAAGUCAACCUUUGCUUGA